Messenger RNA from Homo sapiens (human), 4212 nucleotides. RefSeq names its product glutaminyl-tRNA amidotransferase subunit QRSL1 (gene QRSL1). Gene Ontology annotation, cellular component: glutamyl-tRNA(Gln) amidotransferase complex; mitochondrion. The record is from RefSeq and is a predicted model, not a curated record. Gene Ontology annotation, biological process: glutaminyl-tRNAGln biosynthesis via transamidation; mitochondrial translation; translation. The transcript has 12 exons. Gene Ontology annotation, molecular function: glutaminase activity; catalytic activity; glutaminyl-tRNA synthase (glutamine-hydrolyzing) activity. The coding region runs from base 484 to 1797 and encodes 437 amino acids. NCBI's taxonomy places the organism in Eukaryota, Metazoa, Chordata, Mammalia, Primates, Hominidae.
AGUGACAAUUAAAGAUGGCUGCGCCCAUGUAACAUCACUAGCGACCGGUGACCUCUUUUUCCCCCUUGCCUGGCUCCUGUGGUGGCAGGCUGGGCACGAGGACCAUGCUGGGCCGGAGCCUCCGAGAACCUGACUUUGAAACCAAAAGUUGGCUAAGGAGAAGAAUGUCAUGUCCUCCACCUGUCCUCAAGCUGAUCAGUGCAUCACCCUUCAUCCACUACACUAAGUGUAGAGGUUUCUGCGGCACUGAAACAAGGCCAAAUUACACCAACAGAGCUCUGUCAAAAAUGUCUCUCUCUUAUCAAGAAGACCAAGUUUCUAAAUGCCUACAUUACUGUGUCAGAAGAGGUGGCCUUAAAACAAGCUGAAGAAUCAGAAAAGAGAUAUAAGAAUGGACAGUCACUUGGGGAUUUAGAUGGAAUUCCUAUUGCAGUAAAAGACAAUUUCAGCACUUCUGGCAUUGAGACAACAUGUGCAUCAAAUAUGCUGAAAGGUUAUAUACCACCUUAUAAUGCUACAGUAGUUCAGAAGUUGUUGGAUCAGGGAGCUCUACUAAUGGGAAAAACAAAUUUAGAUGAGUUUGCUAUGGGAUCUGGGAGCACAGAUGGUGUAUUUGGACCAGUUAAAAACCCCUGGAGUUAUUCAAAACAAUAUAGAGAAAAGAGGAAGCAGAAUCCCCACAGCGAGAAUGAAGAUUCAGACUGGCUGAUAACUGGAGGAAGCUCAGGUGGGAGUGCAGCUGCUGUAUCGGCGUUCACAUGCUACGCGGCUUUAGGAUCAGAUACAGGAGGAUCGACCAGAAAUCCUGCUGCCCACUGUGGGCUUGUUGGUUUCAAACCAAGCUAUGGCUUAGUUUCCCGUCAUGGUCUCAUUCCCCUGGUGAAUUCGAUGGAUGUGCCAGGAAUCUUAACCAGAUGUGUGGAUGAUGCAGCAAUUGUGUUGGGUGCACUGGCCGGACCUGACCCCAGGGACUCUACCACAGUACAUGAACCUAUUAAUAAACCAUUCAUGCUUCCCAGUUUGGCAGAUGUGAGCAAACUAUGUAUAGGAAUUCCAAAGGAAUAUCUUGUACCGGAAUUAUCAAGUGAAGUACAGUCUCUUUGGUCCAAAGCUGCUGACCUCUUUGAGUCUGAGGGGGCCAAAGUAAUUGAAGUAUCCCUUCCUCACACCAGUUAUUCAAUUGUCUGCUACCAUGUAUUGUGCACAUCAGAAGUGGCAUCGAAUAUGGCAAGAUUUGAUGGGCUACAAUAUGGUCACAGAUGUGACAUUGAUGUGUCCACUGAAGCCAUGUAUGCUGCAACCAGACGAGAAGGGUUUAAUGAUGUGGUGAGAGGAAGAAUUCUCUCAGGAAACUUUUUCUUAUUAAAAGAAAACUAUGAAAAUUAUUUUGUCAAAGCACAGAAAGUGAGACGCCUCAUUGCUAAUGACUUUGUAAAUGCUUUUAACUCUGGAGUAGAUGUCUUGCUAACUCCCACCACCUUGAGUGAGGCAGUACCAUACUUGGAGUUCAUCAAAGAGGACAACAGAACCCGAAGUGCCCAGGAUGAUAUUUUUACACAAGCUGUAAAUAUGGCAGGAUUGCCAGCAGUGAGUAUCCCUGUUGCACUCUCAAACCAAGGGUUGCCAAUAGGACUGCAGUUUAUUGGACGUGCGUUUUGUGACCAGCAGCUUCUUACAGUAGCCAAAUGGUUUGAAAAACAAGUACAGUUUCCUGUUAUUCAACUUCAAGAACUCAUGGAUGAUUGUUCAGCAGUCCUUGAAAAUGAAAAGUUAGCCUCUGUCUCUCUAAAACAGUAAACAUAUCUUACAAAUUAAAAUGACUUUUAGGCUGGGUGCAGUGGCUCACACCUGUAAUCCCAGCACUUUGGGAGGCCAAGGCGAGCGGAUCAUGAGGUCAGAAGAUCUAGAACAGCCUGGUCAACAUGGUGAAACCCCGUCUCUACUAAAAAUACAAAAAUUAGCCAGGCUUAGUGGCGGGCAUCUGUAGUCCCAGCUACUCAGGAGGCUGAGGCAGGAGAAUCACUUGAACCCUGGAGGUGGAGGUUGCAGUGAGCCGAGAUCAUGCCACUGCACUGCACUCCAGCCUGGGUGACAAAGCAAGACUGUGUCUCAAAAUAAAUAAAUAAAAUAAAAUAAAAUGACGUACAGAGAUUCUAUAUUCUAGAGAGUCAAAUGGUCUUGCUCAAUUCUUGUAAUUAGGUUCUUGUUAAUACAGUCAUUCCAUGGAAUUACUUUUUAAAAUUCCUGUGACAAUUAAUAAUAAAUAACGUGUCAGCAUUUAGUAAGCAUCCACUAAGUGUACAAUACUUCUACAAUAACACAAGAUACCUGUUCCUCAAAGACAAUGCAUUCUGCCAUAAUGUUCAUUAAAGAGUUUACAGUAAAAAUAAGAUUAGGGAUAAACUUCUCAAAAAUUGUACAUCUGUGUAACUAAAGCACUAACAAAAACAUGAAUAGUCCUUCUAGAGGUAACUUGGAUAGCCUAGGCAGGCAACUUAUCAUGUGGUGAAGGCCGCCUCAGGGGUUGUUAAAAAUGCACAGAAACAAUUGAGUGCGAUUAUUGGCUUCUGAGCGCUGAGCAGAGCAGGUGGAAGAGGAACUUUGAGCACAGGAGGAAAUGCAACCAGUCAGGGCCCAGAAUCAUGCAAAUCUCAGGGGUAUGCCUCUCUGGGGAGGAGCUCCACUUGCAGGGACUCCUUUUAUUUCCCUAAGAAAGAGCUGAAAUGACUGAGAACUUUCCUUUCCUCCUUAGAGUUACAAUUUUACUUCUGCUAUUCCGGAGCCCAUGCCUAGAAGCCAGAACAACUCCAUGUUACACUGAGUUCAUGCUCCUAUUUACUGAUCACAAAUGAGCUCAUUAAUGUCAUCGAAACAUUUAUUGUAACCUAACAGACCAUCACAGAUUGGAAACUUGGUAGAUAGCAGAGCAUGGUAUUAGUGAAAAAGGUUCAAAAUACACAAGUAACAUACACUCUGAAAAACAUGCAGAUAAUUUGCUGAUGAAGCAGAAGAGGGGAUGCGCAUGGCAAGAACUUGCCUUACCCCAGAUUCUCUAUAUCUCAUGGUUUCCUUUUCCUCUUGACUGUCUUUACGAGUGUUUUUUAUUUGGGACCCUCGAGCCCAGAGAUAUUAAUGGAUAUCUGUAUUCAAUAUUUGACAAAAUCUAAUGGAAACCAUCCAUUUACUCAUGAUAAGGCUUCAUCACUGGAUUUCUGUGUCUUCACUAGAACACCAUUGUCAUCUCAUAUUGAUCAGGUAUUUUAAUCUAGCACUUACAUAUUGUUGAUAAAUGAAAGCUGAAUUGUUACUUAAUAAAUUCACUUUGUUUAGUAAAAAAAAAUUGUUUUCUAAAUAUGACGUUCAUGAAGAGAAAAUAAUGAGUCAGAAUCAUCUGCAGAACCACUGGAAUGUUUCAUCGUCACCUGUUAGUUUUCAUAAACAGUUUUCUGUCCUCUCUGAGAUCCUCCCGCUCCCAAAUACUCAACCUGAUUAACUUCACAUAAAAGUCUUAUGUGCCAGGCUUAGUAAUAUUCCUAUAGAUUUUGACUCUGAAUCCCUGAAAGAGGAAGAAAUCCAUGAGAGAAAAUUGCAUUACUUUAUAGCAAGAGGAAACCGUUUUAAGUUUUUUAAUUGCUCAGACACCACAACAUCCUAGAUGGAGGAAACCAUUUUAGUUGAAGGAGCAAAUAUGAUGUCAAAAGCAAGUAAAUAAACAAACCGUUGCCCCAAUCUGUUUUUAUGUAAUGAAUUUAAAAAAAAAGAGAGAGAGAGAGAGAUGGGCUCUCCCUGUGUUGCCCAGGCUAGUCUCAAACUCCUGGGCUCAAGUGAUCUGCCUCCCUCAGCCUCCCAAAGUGCUGAGAUUAAAGACGUGAGCCACCACACCUGGCCGAAAUAAUAAUAUUCAAUAUUAUAUAUUCAAUGAUAUUAUUCAGUAUUCAAUAUUAUUUCAAAUAAUAUUAAAUCUCUUGUUCCUGUAUCUCUACAUGAGCUGCACUAAUAAUUUGAAUCUGGAAAUUAAAAAGUGAAACAUUUACCGUUCUCAUAUACUGAUACCCAACUACCAUGAAAUGAUACCUAAUUUGUUUUUCUUUUCUCUUCAUUUUUACUCUUAAUCUAGUAGGUCUCAUUUUGCCAAGUCACUGUCUGGGAAUUUAAGUGGCAAAUACUUUCUUUGUCUCAGCUAAUUAAACUCUAAAAUUAUUAGCAACAGAA